AUGCAAACAACUGAUUUUUUUAUUGCUUGUAAAGAAUCACGCAUUGAAAAUAAUACUAGUUUUUAUGGUUGUUUUUAUCUAGGGCCUUUCGAUGAUAGUUUAAGCCAAACAAUAGCAAAUGAUAUAAGACGUACUCUUUUAUCAGAAUUAACAAGCUUAGCAAUUACUUCUAUUGAAAUUGAAGGCAUUUUGCAUAAAUAUUCAAGUUUACCAGGUAUGAAAGAAACUGUUUUAGAUUUAAUUUGUAAUCUACAAAGUAUUGUGUUAAAAAAACAAGAAAUUAGUUUUACGAAUAUAACAUUACGUUCUACUAAAAAAACAUAUAGAGGAUUUUUAAAUGUUAGUGGUCCUCGUGUUAUUAAAGCAAUGGAUUUAAAGUUACCAUCGGGUUUACAAUGCGUCGACCCA
Molecule: messenger RNA, 408 nt
Organism: Volvox carteri f. nagariensis
Lineage: Eukaryota; Viridiplantae; Chlorophyta; Chlorophyceae; Chlamydomonadales; Volvocaceae
Exons: 1
Biological process (GO): DNA-templated transcription
Molecular function (GO): protein dimerization activity; DNA-directed RNA polymerase activity
Source: RefSeq, a predicted model, not a curated record